AUGGACUCAGUACAAGAUUUAAUCGCUGCAGGCGAGAGGUUAGGUUAUGAAAAAGAAGAGUUAAGAAAUUAUGUUACAGAACAACAGAAAUUACAGCGUGAAGAGAGAGCAGCGGCUCGACAGAGAGAAAAAGAAGAACGAGAAUAUCAGCUAGAGAUGGAACGCAUGUAUCAUGAGAUGAAGAUGAAGCAGCUACAAGAGGAACACGAAUUAGAACUAGCAAACAAAAGUGCACAAGGUAAGGUUAGUGAUGUUAUGGUAAAACCUAGUGUACCGAAAAUUCCUCCUUUUGACGAAAACAAAGACGAAAUUGACAGCUAUUUGAGAAGGUUUGAGAGGUUUGCGACAGCCAUGAAUUGGGAAAAGACUUUAUGGUCGACACACCUCAGUGCUUUAUUGAAAGGGCGAGCUCUAGAUGUAUAUGCUCUUAUGUCCACGGCAAAAGUAAGUGACUACGAUGAACUUAAAGCAGCUUUACUACGUAGGUACGAAAUGACAGAGGAUGGUUUUAAAAAGAAAUUUCGUUCUUGUAGACCUGAAGUUGGGGAAACAUUUUCUCAAUUCACUGUUAGACUUGCUUCUUACUUGACUCGGUGGGUCGAAAUGUCCAAAAUUACUUGUUCAUUUGAGGCUCUUUUCGAUCUUAUGCUUAGAGAUCAAAUGUUACAUGUGUGUAAUUUUGAAUUGACUGUAUUUCUGAAGCAGAAUGUUCCAAAGACAGCAGAUCAAAUUAGUAUGUUAGCUGAUCAGUUUAGGGAAGCCAGAAAUACUAGUGCUAUCAAUUUGUGUUCAAAGGCAGUGAACAAACCUGAGGUAAGUAAGGUACCAGAAAAACCCAAAGAUGUACGUCAGCAUCAGCAACAGAAGCCAAGGUUUGUUCCAAACAAUGAAAGAAAAUGUUUUGUGUGUAACAAAUAUGGUCACAUUGCACCCCAGUGCAGAUUUAAAAGUAAAAACUCAAGUGCAGCAGUGUGCAAGGACGAACGUGGGAAAGAUCAAGCAAAUGGUAGUAAUGCAAAUCCAAGUAACUGCGCAGCGCUGAUUUAUAGUCAAAACCCGUCUAUUUAUAGUCAGGUGAGUGACCAUACAACCGUUUUAACAUCGGCAUGUCAUUCUACAGCGAAACCAAUGCCUCUUUCAGCUGGUUACGUUGAGGGUCAUCCAGUUACCUUACUGAGAGAUUCAGGAUGUCGAAACAUUGUAGUGCGCAAGAGUCUGGUAAAAGAGGAAAACUUUACAGGUAGACAAGAAACGUGUGUUUUGGCAGACAACACAAGAAUAGUAGUCCCAGUGGCAAAUGUUGUCAUUGAUUCUCCAUAUGUAUCAGGUGAGUAUGAAUGUUGGUGUAUGGAAAAUCCUGUCUUUGAUCUGAUUAUAGGUGAAGUAGAGAAUGCGAGGAAACCUCAUGAUCCGGAUCCAGAAUGGAAACCCAACACUAUUACAGCGGUAGAAACAAGACAACAGGUAAAAGAAAAACAGAAAAAGUAUAAACCACUUAAAGUGCCAGAUAUUGUCAAAGAUGAAAUCAACCCAGAUGACAUAUUGCGAGAACAGCAGUCAGAUCCAUCACUCGAAACAGCACGCAGAUAUGCACAGGAAGGUCGUACUUCACGUGAUGGUAAGGUCAAAUGGUUUGAAAAGAAUGGUCUUCUGUACAGGGAAUAUGUGUCAGCAGAAAAGGACGGUGGUAAGACCUAUUCUCAACUUAUAGUCCCAUCAAAGUUUCGUCAUAUUGUAAUGAAAUUAGCCCAUGAAUCGAUCAUGUCUGGCCAUUUAGCGAUUAGUAGAACAAUUUCUAGGAUUUUGUCAGAGUUCUUUUGGCCAGGAAUGCAGUCGGAGAUAAAACGAUUUUGUAGGUCAUGUGAUACAUGUCAAAGAACGGUGUCUAAGGGUACGGUAACUAAAGUUCCUUUAGGUAGAAUGCCUUUAAUAGACGUGCCUUUUAAAAGGGUUGCUGUAGACAUUGUAGGUCCACUGCACCCCCCAACUGAAAAAGGUAAUCGUUUUAUUUUGACUUUAGUCGAUUACGCCACAAGGUUUCCACAAGCGAAGGCGCUUCCAGGAAUAGACACAGAGCGGGUUGCUGAGGCCUUACUUGAGAUGUUCUCCUAUACAGGUAUUCCAGAGGAAAUAUUAACAGACAUGGGAAGUCAAUUUACUUCCGGACUCAUGAAAGAGGUGAGUAGACUCAUUUCGUUGAAACAGUUAACAACUACUCCGUAUCACCCUAUGUGCAACGGGUUAGUUGAACGGUUUAACGGCACCUUUAAGCAAAUGCUUAAACGUAUGUGUAUUGAUAGACCAAAAGAUUGGGAUAAAUAUCUACCCACUGUGCUUUUUGCCUAUCGUGAGGUGCCCCAGGAAAGUUUGGGUUUUGCUCCCUUUGAGUUGUUAUAUGGUCGUACAGUGAGAGGACCCAUGACGAUCCUGAAAGAACUAUGGACGAAAGAAAUUCCAGAUCAACAGGUAAAGUCUACCUACCAGUACAUUUUAGAUCUCCGCGAGCGAUUGGAGUCAACUUGGGAGUUGGCACAGGAGAAUCUUAAGAGGGCGUCACAAAGACACAAAGUGUACUUUGACAAGAAGGCUAGAGUACGAAAUAUGAAACCAGGUGAGAAAGUUUUGGUUUUGUUGCCUUCUGAUAGUAAUAAGCUCCUUAUGCAAUGGCAAGGCCCUUAUCAAAUUGUGAAAAAGAUGGGUAAAGUAGACUAUCAGUUAGAUGUGAAGGGAAAAGUUAAGACCUAUCACGCAAACAUGUUAAAAAGAUAUGUAGAACGUUGUGAACCAGUUGUUCAAUGUGUUAUGUCAGUUGUAGAUUCAGAACAGAUUCAGUUUGAUGAACCAGUUGGUGAGUAUGAUGAAGAAGCAGAGUUCGUACACGUACAGUCUCGAGAAUCCUACAAAGAUGUAGAUGUGAAUCCUGAUCUCAACAGAGAGGAGAGAGAAACUCUUAUGGAUCUUUUACACAGGUAUAGUGAUGUUUUAACAGAUGUACCAGGCCACACGCAUGUGCUUGAACAUGAAAUCAGGACAACGACGGAUAAACCUGUGAGAGUAAGUCCGAGACAAAUCCCUUUUGCUAUGAUGGAGACGGUGAAAGAUGAGGUACGUAAAAUGUUAGAAAUCGGGGUAAUAGAAUAUUCGGAAAGCCCAUAUUCAUCCCCAAUAGUCCUUGUUGCAAAGAAGGACAACACAUAUCGGUUUUGCGUCGAUUUUAGAGCUCUGAAUCGCAUUACUGUGUUUCAUGCGGAGCCUAUGCCUGAUGUAGACGCAAUGUUUGCUAAAUUAUCAGGCCAUAAAUACUUCUCACGGUUAGAUUUGUCAAAGGGGUACUGGCAAGUGCCAUUGUCUGAUUCUGCCCGUCCAAUGACAGCUUUUCAGACUCCCCAAGGUCUUUUCCAGUUCACCAAAAUGCCGUUCGGGCUGGUUACAGCUCCGGCUACUUUUUGUCGUCUCAUGCGCGAGGUGCUCAACAACGUGUCUAAUGUUGACAAUUUCAUAGAUGAUAUUUUGAUAUUUACUCAUACUUUUGAUCAACAUAUCUCUGUGCUUUCUCAGGUUUUACAGCGUCUCCGUGCAGCAAGUCUCACCGCCAGACCAAUGAAAUGUUCUUUAGCUUAUCGGAAACUGGAGUGUUUGGGCCAUAUCAUAGGCGAUGACAAAGUACAUCCUCAUCCAGAUAAAGUGUCGGCUAUACAACAGGCGAACCAUCCUACGACGAAAAAACAACUGCGAUCUUUUCUAGGACUGGUAAAUUUUUACAGAAAGUUUAUCCCGAAUUUUGCCCAUAUAGCUCUUCCAUUAACAGACCUCACAAGAAAGUUCUCUCCUAGUAAACUUCAGUGGACAGAAGCUCAGGAAUUAGAAUUUCAAAAUUUAAAAGCAUCUAUUAUACAAUCUCCGAUUUUGAAAUUACCGGAUCUUUCCAAGGUUUUCAUCGUACAGACUGACGCAUCUGACAGAGGUAUAGGAGCAGUACUUUUACAGGAAGAAGGUGAAUUCAAACUCCCUGUUGCCUAUGCCAGCCGCAAACUAAAACCAAGUGAAGAACACUACUCAACGACAGAAAAGGAAUGUUUGGGUAUCAUUUGGUCAGUGCAAAAGUUUCACAGGUAUCUCUAUGGCAAAGAGUUUAUUUUAGAGACAGAUCACCAUCCGCUGGUAUAUUUGAAUAAGACGAAGUUAGUGAACUCCAGACUAAUGAGAUGGGCAUUGUCACUUCAGCCGUACCGAUUCCGCAUCAGGGCUAUCAGAGGGAAGGACAAUGUAGGAGCGGAUUAUUUAAGCAGACAGUAA
Molecule: messenger RNA, 4296 nt
Organism: Saccostrea cuccullata (small rock oyster)
Lineage: Eukaryota; Metazoa; Mollusca; Bivalvia; Ostreida; Ostreidae
Exons: 1
Coding region: 1-4296 (1431 amino acids)
Biological process (GO): DNA integration
Molecular function (GO): nucleic acid binding; zinc ion binding
Source: RefSeq, a predicted model, not a curated record